Molecule: messenger RNA, 1284 nt
Organism: Caenorhabditis elegans
Lineage: Eukaryota; Metazoa; Nematoda; Chromadorea; Rhabditida; Rhabditidae
Gene: lact-9
Product: Beta-lactamase-related domain-containing protein
Exons: 6
Coding region: 1-1224 (407 amino acids)
Source: RefSeq, marked reviewed
AUGUCAUGGUACACUUCCUGUCCAAAGAUGCUUCUUGGUGCCACCGCUGUUGCUGUUCCAUUGGGAGCCACAGUUUUCCGGAGGGAAAGCGAAAAAUCUGAAAAUUUGCUGAAAAUCAAAAAAGCCAAGGAGCUAGUGGAGACGACGAUGGCUAUUCAAGGUAUUCCAGGCCUUUCGAUUGCAGUUUCGCUGGAUGGAAAAAUGGUUUGGAAAAGUGGAUUUGGGUAUGCAAAUCUCGAAAGUUUUGCAAAAUGUACAGGAGAUUCUGUGAUGCGAAUUGCGAGCAUCAGUAAGCCGAUAACUGCCACGUUGGCAGCACAGUGCGUUGAAAAUGGAACAUUAGAUCUUGAUGAGGAUAUUCGGAAAUAUCUUCCUGAAUUCCCGGCGAAAAAGUUCAAAAACGAAGACGUCAAAAUCACAAUGAGACAGCUUCUGUCGCAUUCCGCUGGAAUUCGUCAUUAUGCAACUGAAAAGAAAAAAUCCGAAACACACGAAGAUCCAUCCAACAACAACACAGAAACCCCCGAAUUUCUCUCGAACAAGCCAUACAAUUCCUCGCUCGACGCCCUUGCCAUUUUCAAAAAUGACGACCUUGUGGAAAAACCUGGCUCCAAAUUCUCCUACACCACAUACGGAUUGACACUUGCCGGUGCUGUUCUUGAAAAAUGUUCAGGAAAAACAUAUAGACAGCUUGCAAAUCAAUUAUUUUCGGAUCUAGGAAUGAGAAAUACACAACUGGAUACAAAAGAGAAAAUUGUUCCGGGAAGGGCUAGCUACUACCAGCGAAAUUCGAAAAACAUUCUGGAAAACUGUCCGGAAGUUGACUGCUCCAACAAAUUCGCCGGCGGUGGAAUCAUCUCCAACACCACCGAUCUUCUGAUCAUCGCCAACGCCAUCCUUCACAGUAUUCUGUCGGAUUCCAAGAAUUGUCUGCUACAACGAGAAACUAUUCGAAAAUUCCUGGAAAAGCAAGUCCCAGUUGACUCGAAAACUUCGACAGGCCUCGGAUGGUUUCUAGUGGACGGAAAAGAUCUGAAAUCAAUUGAUGGAAAUAUCUCCAACUCUUCAUUCUUCUACCACACCGGAGCAGCUGUCGGAGCUUCUUCAGUGCUUCUUGUAAAUACAUCUUCCGGUGUUUGUGUGGCCAUCCUGUGUAACCUUCAAAAUACAACAGUUCUGAAGCUGGGACGAGACAUUGGAGAUCUGUUUCAUGGCGAAAUUUGAAUAUUUGAUAUUUACACAUUCCUUAUAUUUUGAGUACAUAAAUAUUAUUUUUUUUUAAAA